This is a messenger RNA of Cladophialophora psammophila CBS 110553, 816 nucleotides long. RefSeq lists its product as uncharacterized. The transcript has 4 exons. The record is from RefSeq and is a predicted model, not a curated record. Gene Ontology annotation, molecular function: oxidoreductase activity, acting on the CH-OH group of donors, NAD or NADP as acceptor. Lineage: Eukaryota; Fungi; Ascomycota; Eurotiomycetes; Chaetothyriales; Herpotrichiellaceae. Gene Ontology annotation, cellular component: cytoplasm. Bases 1 to 816 code for a protein of 271 amino acids.
AUGGCUCCGGUCGUGAUCGUGACGGGAGGCGCCUCUGGAAUCGGACUCGGCAUCACACGAUCAUUUGCCUCGCAAGGAGCAACAGUUUGUGUUGUGGAUGUUGAUCUGCAAGGCGAGGCGAUCGUGCAGGCUUUAUCGGCCGAGUAUCGCGAGGUUGGUUGCACCUUGUCCUUCAAGCACGCUGACGUCUCGAAUUGGGACGAGCUGGCCCGCACCUUUGGGCAGAUCUACAAAGACCACGGCCGGAUCGACGUGGUAAUGGCCAACGCUGGGAUUUCCCGCGAAGAGAAGUUGAUCAUGGAUGAAGAGAGCCCGUCCAAGCCUGGGUUGCGGACGUUAAACGUCAACCUGAUAGGGACGAUAUACACCGUAAAGUUGGCGAUCCACUAUAUCAAGAAAAACAGUGCGCCGAAUGCCCAGCACCCUCUGAGAGGAAGCAUCAUCUGCACCGCAUCCAACGCCGGCCUGUAUCCGUUCCCUGUAGCACCCAUUUACGCGGCGUCAAAGUCCGGGGUGAUCGGGCUGGUCCGGGCACUGGCGCGCUCGCUCGAAAAGGAAGCCAUUCAGAUCAACGCCCUCGCUCCCGCUGUUUUGGAGACGAAUAUCGCUCCGAGCAAGGAUCUCUUCAAGGCCAUGAUCCUCACGCCCAUGUCGACUCUCACAAGGGGAGUCCAGCAAUUGCUGUCUGACCCUACUUUAACGGGGCAGAUUGCUGAAAUCCACGGCGACAAAUUCACGCUGAGCCAGCCGCCGCCGUAUGUCGACGAGGACUCUGGCACCAACAUCGAGACUUUCUGGACCCUGGGGUAUGCCUAA